This is a messenger RNA of Vespa crabro (European hornet), 1645 nucleotides long. Its product is annotated as cell wall protein IFF6-like. NCBI's taxonomy places the organism in Eukaryota, Metazoa, Arthropoda, Insecta, Hymenoptera, Vespidae. The transcript is spliced from 3 exons. The record is from RefSeq and is a predicted model, not a curated record. Bases 205 to 1461 code for a protein of 418 amino acids.
CGUCGAGACUUCCGGACGAGACUUUUUAACCUUCUUCUUGCACUCGGUAUCGUGGACUCCAACGAGCUGCGAAGAAGGAGAACGAAAUAGAGGAGAAGAGGGUGGAAAUGAAGAAGGAAAAGAGGGAACCGAAGAGAAGGAGGAUGUAUAUAUAAUCUAGAAUACAUUCGGAACAGCACAUCAGUUCUUCCAAAAUCGACAACAAUGAAGAUCUACCUCCUUUUCUUGGCGGCAUUUGUCGCAACUGUACUAGCUAGACCUAGCAGAAAGGAAAGCAACGCUGAUGCAAGUGCCGCCGCAGCAAACGCAGCAGGAAGCUGUAGCGAAAACGCAUUAUCUGAUGCUAUACCUGAGGAUUUAGGACAAGGCAGACUGCUAAAUGAUGGAAGUGAAUCUGCUCAACAAGAUGGCGAUGCAAAUUCUCCCUUAUCACAAUGGGACAGGAGAGCAAGACUAUCUGAUGUAAAAGCUAGUGCCAUAGCUUCCGCUUCGUCACUAUCAAGCAACUUGAAAAAGAAUACAAAAUCAUCUGAUGCAGUAGCUAAUGCUGCAGCUUCAGCCUCGUCACAAGCGAACAGCUUGGGAAAGAGAGCAAGAAGAUCAUCAAAUGCAGAAGCUAAUGCUGCAGCUUCAGCUUCGUCACAAGCGGACAGCGGAAAAGGUAAAUCCGCAAGUGAAUCUAAUGCAGAAGCUAGCGCUGCAGCUUCAGCCUCAUCACAAGCGGACAGCGGAAAAGGUAAAGACGCAAGUGCAUCUAAUGCAGAAGCUAGCGCUGCAGCUUCAGCCUCAUCACAAGCGGACAGCGGAAAAGGUAAAGACGCAAGUGAAUCUAAUGCAGAAGCUAGCGCUGCAGCUUCAGCCUCGUCACAAGCGGAUAGAGGAAAAGGUAAAGACACAAGUGCAUCUAAUGCAGAAGCUAGCGCUGCAGCUUCAGCCUCAUCACAAGCGGACAGCGGAAAAGAUAAAUCCACAAGUGAAUCUAAUGCAGAAGCUAGCGCUGCAGCUUCAGCCUCGUCACAAGCGGAUAGAGGAAAAGGUAAAGACGCAAGUGCAUCUAAUGCAGAAGCUAGCGCUGGAGCUUCCGCAUCUUCACAAGCGGAUAGAGGAAAAGGUAAAGACGCAAGUGCAUCUAAUGCAGAAGCUAGCGCUGCAGCUUCCGCAUCUUCACAAUCAGACAAUGGAAAGAGCAAAAACACAAGUGGAUCUGAUGCAGAAGCUAGGGCUACAGCUUUAGCUUUGUCACGAUCGGACAGUGAAAGAACCAAAGACUCAUGUGAAUCUGAUUCAGAACCUAGGGAUCCACUUUCAGCAUCUUUACGAGGAGAUAGAAGAAGCAAUAGAGGAGUGGAAGCUCUUUCAGGAACUUGGGCUUCAGCAGCGUCCGCAGCACUAAAUCGUCCAAAUGGCUUAUUUGGAAGUUUAAGUAAUGCAUUCAGUGGUGGCAUUGCCAGAGCAAACUAAAUUUGCCAUUAAGCGAUAUAAAAGAAAUUAAAAUUUAACCAGAAACUAUUCCUAAAAUGUGAUUGAUUGCAUUCGAUAAGUCUAUCAAACUUCUUCUCUUCAACAUAAAUUUCAAAUAUAGUUAAUAUUAUGAUAAUUUUUCACAUAUAUAUCCUAUAGAUUCUAUCAUCGCGCAAAUCUAUUG